This is a messenger RNA of Eucalyptus grandis, 1911 nucleotides long. Its product is annotated as probable transcription factor KAN2. Gene Ontology annotation, biological process: abaxial cell fate specification; regulation of DNA-templated transcription. The transcript has 6 exons. Lineage: Eukaryota; Viridiplantae; Streptophyta; Magnoliopsida; Myrtales; Myrtaceae. The coding region runs from base 356 to 1522 and encodes 388 amino acids. Gene Ontology annotation, molecular function: transcription cis-regulatory region binding. The record is from RefSeq and is a predicted model, not a curated record. Gene Ontology annotation, cellular component: nucleus.
CAAAGGAAAACGAGGCCGCUGUCUUCAUUUCCGCUCUCUCUCUUCUCUCUCCCUCUCUCUCUCUUCUCCAUCUCAAAGUUCUCUGCAACUACUCCUUCCUCAGUCUCAUAUUGAUCUAACCCCAUCUAUGAAUCCAACCCUCUCCUCCCUCUUCCCAACUUUAAAUUCCUCGACCCAAUAACCAGAUCACCCCAAAAACUCCCAGCCUCCGCUGUUUUCUUUUAAGGGUUUUCUGGACACACUUUUUACCUAGAGCCUCUUGAUACACCUCAGUAUCAGGGAGCCAAAGAAAGGAGGAUAUAUUAUCAGAGGGAGAAUCCGAAACCGACGUGCCGUUUGUUCUUUCGUGGUCUAAAUGGAGCUCUUCCCAGCUCAGCCAGAUUUGUCCCUGCAAAUCAGCCCGCCUAACGCCAAAUCGGCGUCCUGGCGGCGGACGGCGGAGGAAGAUGUGAACCUGGGCUUCUGGAAGAGGGCCCUCGACUCGAGGAGCCACCACUCCUUGCCGUCCUCAAUGGCGGCCAAGAACGACGCCCGCUUCGAUCUAUCCCUGUCGAAUCCGAGGGCAGGCCACAACGCCGUUGGCGGCAACACCAUUCCGGAGGGCAACAAUAACGUCUCUUACAACCAUCUCCACCAAGGCGGCAACCAUAUCCACUCCUUCCAAAACCAAAGCCAGUACUCCAACAGUAAUCACCACCAGCAUAUGCACCAGCAUCAUCACUCGGUGUUGCAGCAUCAGCCACAAGGGCUGAGCCAAGAGCUCGGCUUCUUGAGACCGAUUAGAGGCAUCCCGGUGUACCACCAGAACUCUUCUAGUGCUUUCCCAUUCGCCACUCAACUUCAACAUCUAGACCCAUCGCCAAUUCAUCACCCGAAUAGUAGUAACUCCCUAACAAAUAGUGCCAAUUCCAUCGCUUCGAACCUUUGCCAUUCACACGGGCUGGUGAGAUCGAGGUUCUUGUCGCGGUUCCCGGCAAAGCGGAGCAUGCGGGCGCCACGAAUGCGGUGGACGACUACGCUGCACGCCCGGUUCGUCCAUGCGGUGGAGCUGCUCGGCGGCCACGAGAGAGCCACACCAAAGUCAGUCCUUGAGCUGAUGGAUGUUAAAGAUCUAACCUUGGCACAUGUUAAGUCUCAUUUACAGAUGUAUCGAACCGUGAAGACUACCGAUAGAACAGCAGCUAAUUCUUCAGGACAAACAGAUGUAUUUGAUAAUGGAUCGUCAGGAGAAACUUCUGAUGAUUUAGUAAUCGAAGUUGCGAACCCGAAAAGGCCUGAACUUGGAAGGCAUGAUCAUCAAGAUACGAGUCAACACGGUCUUUGGAGCAAUUCCUCAAGGGAAGCUUGGUUGCAUGGGAAGCCAAAGGAUUCUGGAGGGAGCACUCCAUCUGUUGAGAAGGACAUGGAUCCAAAGAUCUCAAGCUACGAGAGGACAUCAGAAAUAAGCUCGCCGUCGGUCAAUCUCACAGGCACAAGUCCCAUGAAGCUAAACCUGGAAUUUACUUUGGGAAGGCCGCAUUAAUUAUUUUAUUUAUCUUUUUUCUUUUCCAAAUUUUUCCUACUGAUUUUGAGAGACUAUUAAUUGUAGCUUACUAGAAAUCAGCUGAUGAAAAAGAAUCAGGUUCUUCCGCUGAGAAAAUCAGAGCGAGAAAGUGAGAGAAAACAAAAGUAAAAGAAAAGGCCAAAAGAAAAGGAGAGAGCUAAAGAAAGACAAGGAGACAAGAAAGACAGAAAGCAACAAAAGUAGAGACGAGUUGGAGGAGGGAAAAAAGCGUCCUUAUCAAGCUGCCUCUGAGAGAGACCCAAAAUCCGACAUUAUAAACUAUAUUGUAAUGGCUACGUAAAUAUGAUCCAUGAUGAUAUUGAUGUUGUUUGUUCUUUCAAUCAGAGAAAGUGAGAGAGAGAAUGAAA